AUGAAGCCUCCGUCGCCAGCCCAAUGCCCCAGCUCUCCGUCCCUACCCGCCACAGCUGAGCCUGCCGGAGCGCAUUAUUCCUCGCCGGACCCACGGCGCUCCUCUUCUGGCCUCGUCGGCACGCCCCCGCGCGUCGCCGGCGAUCCUACGGGCACCCACUAUUCCUCGCCGGACCCACGCCGUACCUCCGCUGCCACCGCCGGCACUACUCCCCCGCGGGGCGCCAGCGACGACGCGUGCGUCGUCAUCAACGACGUCGACGCCUUCGCGCGCACCAUCGCCGCCAUCCGGUCCAAGCCCCCCGCGGCGGCGACCUCGCCCUCCUCCUCGGACCACCUCGCCUCCGUGCUGUCCCACUACGCGGCAAGGUGGCUCCCGGACGUCGUCGCGUCGUCCCCUUCAGGGCGCUUCCUGCCGCCACCGGAGAGCCCCACCGCCACGUGGCUCAAGAAGCGGCUCCUCCUCGAGUCCCUCGUCGCCGCGCUCCCGCCCGAUGACGGCGACGACCGGGACGACGGCAUCGCGUGCGACUUCCUCCUCCGCCUGCUCCGCGCGGGGAGCAUGGUGGGCGCCGACGCGGCGCUUCUGGGCGACCUCGAGGCCCGCGCGGCGCGGCGGCUCGACCAGGCGUCGCUGGGCGCCGUGAUGAUCCCGGCGUUCGGCAACGGAGGCGCCGCCGCCGCCCGCGACCACCACCACGGAGCGAUGACAACGACGCUGCUGGACGUGCACCUCGUGCUCCGCCUGGUGCGCGGGUUCCUACGGGAGGGCGCCAAGGCGGGUGGUGGCGGCGCGGCGGCCGCCAGGGUGGCGAAGCUGGUGGACGCGUACCUCGCCGAGGCGGCGCUGGAGGCCGGGCUGCGGCCGGCGGAGUUCGAGGAGCUCGCGCGCGCCGUGCCGGCGCACGCACGCGCCGCCGACGACGGGCUGUACCGCGCCGUCGACACCUACCUCAAGGCGCACCCGCAGGCGAGCAAGGAGGAGCGGCGGUCGCUGUGCCGGGUGAUCGACGCGCGCAAGCUGUCGGCGGAGGCGGCGGCGCACGCCGUGCAGAACGACCGCCUGCCGGUGCGUUGCGUGGUCCAGGUGCUCUUCUCGGAGCACGGCAGCAAGCUCAGCCGCCUCGCAGACUGGAGCGGCUCCUUCCGGUCCCUGCAGAGCAGGAGCCCCGCCGCCCUCGACCUCUCUUCCGCGGCCGCCGCCGCCGCCCGGUGCCCCUCCAAGCGAGAGGUCGUCUCGCAGCACCAGGAAAUGCGCCGCCUCCGCGAGGACGUCGCCAGGCUCCAGGUGCAGUGCCACGCGCUGCAGGCGCAGGUGGAGCGGCUGGGCUCCGAGAGGCGGCGGCGGGGGCUGUUCAAGUGGGGCGCCUUCCUGUUCGGCGGCGGCAUAGGCGCGGACGCGGCGAGGGUGGACGACUCCGACAGCGGCAUGGAGAGGACGCCGCUCAGCGGGACCAAGAAGGCCCGCGCCGCCGCUGCCGCCGCGGGGUCGGUGCCGGUGACGGGCACGCCGACGGUGGCCAGGUGGCGCAGGUCGCACUCCUGA
Lolium rigidum is the source of this 1545-nucleotide messenger RNA. RefSeq names its product coleoptile phototropism protein 1-like. The transcript is spliced from 3 exons. NCBI's taxonomy places the organism in Eukaryota, Viridiplantae, Streptophyta, Magnoliopsida, Poales, Poaceae. The record is from RefSeq and is a predicted model, not a curated record. Bases 1 to 1545 code for a protein of 514 amino acids.